UCCCUCCAUUCUUCCUCUGCCCUGCUAAUGUCCUUCCUCUCAUCACAUACUCCAUGCAACACAAUCCUUAUCCCAAUCAAGCUGCAAUGCCAGUACAAUGUAGUCAGCUGAGACAGUGUAGCUGUAUUAGUCAGCUCUGAAGGAGAAUAAUAUCUGAUAAAUUAGCAAUUUUUCAGUCUUGUUUAUGUGACUAUCAGUCACUCAGCACUUCAAUUAUAUUAGAAGUGUUACCUUUACUCUGUCAUUUAUCUAUAUGGGAAAUUAUAUUUACUUCUGGUAUUGUGGCCAUGAGUUGCACAAUUCACCCUAAAAUCACUUAUUGUCAACCACAAAUACUGUUAGGGAGCAUAUGUGUUAUCUUUACUUAUGUCUGUAAUGGUCUACUGCUUAAAUUUCUUGAAGUGAUUUGCAUCCUAGAAAACUAUGAGAAAGUCUAAAUUUUGUGCAUUUUUUCAUUUAACCCUGUAGAACCUCUGCCUCAUACAUAUAUAUGUGACUUCUGCUUUCAUAUUACCAGGCAAUGUCCCUUGCUAUGACCAGAUACGGCUGUUCCUGAGCAGAUCAAUGCCGCUGAAAAGCUUUCACCUGACGACUGGUAUUGACAAGGGUCCGCAGCAGCACCGCCACACUGCCCUUGUGUUGCGGCUUUUGCAGAAAUGGUACCAUUUCUCACUGGAGGGCCUGACACUGCACCUCUUCCGGAACCGAGAAGCAAUGGGUGGUGUGCUGGCGGAGGCCAUGGCUUCUUUCCCUCGACUGGCCUGCCUCGAGUUCAAUGGUUGCCUGAGGCAGGCACCGAGGCGGUACCUGCGACUUCUCUGCCGGCUUGCCUGCAGUGUCCGAUGCGAUUGUCUGCGUCGCAUGAGCAUCGCCAUUCAGGAAUCUCUUCCACAUGACGAGAAGCUCACAUCCAUAAUUGAUGAUCUUCAGCAAGAGUUUGAGCCACGCUGCAAGGAGAGAGGUGUAAAACUGACCCUAAGUUUAAGCAACAUGUAGUUUCGACCCACCUGUGAAACCGUUUUGGUUCUGGAAUACGUUUGUCAUUCAUUGUCUUUUUUGAAGUUGUAACAAAUAAAAUAUUGUGGCCUAUGCCUUUAUUGGGAAA
This is a messenger RNA of Schistocerca piceifrons (Central American locust), 1105 nucleotides long. RefSeq lists its product as uncharacterized. Bases 565 to 996 code for a protein of 143 amino acids. NCBI's taxonomy places the organism in Eukaryota, Metazoa, Arthropoda, Insecta, Orthoptera, Acrididae. The record is from RefSeq and is a predicted model, not a curated record. The transcript is spliced from 3 exons.